UCGUGACUAAACCAUGAAGCCGAACUGGGUAAUAGGAGCUCUAUUUUUUUGCAGCAUCUUUAAUAAAAUAAGCUGUGCAGAUGUGGAUUGGUUAGAUAUUUUUAAUCAUGCAGCUGAGACAAAUGUUGGCCGAAAAAAUGGGUUCGAGUAUAGCCCACCAACACAAUCUACACCUUCAGAUGAGCUUUGCGGUGUCGUUAACCCGAAUGGUUUAGAUGAGAGAUUUCCAGUUUCUAGGGAGCAAUCAAGGCCUGGCCAAUUUCCAUGGGUGGUGGCUCUUUUCUCCAAUGGUAAAUACUUUGGAGGCGGAUCACUGAUAAGCUCGGGUGUUGUACUAACGGCAGCUCAUCUUGUGAUGUACAAGAACCCGAAUAGCAUUGUGGUCAGAGCUGGUGAAUGGGACUUGGCAUCCAGGUCGGGAAAGUUUCAUUUUGAGGAACGUGUUGUGGAUAAAGUCGAGCAACAUGAACAUUUUUCUUAUGGGUCUUCGUCUAACAACAUAGCUCUUUUAUUCUUACAAUCACCGUUUGAAUUAAAAGCCCACAUCAGGACCAUAUGUUUACCCAGUCAGGGGAAGUCAGUCGACGAAAAGCGUUGCAUGAUUGCCGGAUGGGGAAAACGAGCGUUCGAGGAUAUUGAGAUUAUGAAAAAACAAAGACUGAUUGAGUUACCCUUGAUAAGCCGAGAAGAGUGCCAGAAUAAGUUGAGAAAGACUAGAUUGGGAGAAAAGUAUGAGCUGCCUGAUAGUCUUAUUUGCGCCGGCGGAGAGAAGGACAAUGAUGCCUGUACUGGCGAUGGUGGAUCUGCUUUGUUCUGUCCGAUGGAAGACGACCCUGCUCGCUACGCACAGGCGGGUAUCGUUAAUUUUGGCAUUGGAUGUGCCCAGGAAAACGUUCCGGGAACCUUUACAAAUGUGGCCAUGUUCAGGGAUUUCAUUGACAGGAAAUUGGCUGGCGGCGACAUUGAUUUGUAGCAUUGCAAGAUAUUAAUUAUUAUUAAUUGGUUUGACAACGUGGCUUGGAAUGUAUAAAUAAAACAAAUUCAA
Messenger RNA from Drosophila eugracilis, 1045 nucleotides. RefSeq names its product phenoloxidase-activating factor 2-like. Gene Ontology annotation, molecular function: serine-type endopeptidase activity. The transcript is spliced from 2 exons. Gene Ontology annotation, biological process: proteolysis. The record is from RefSeq and is a predicted model, not a curated record. Lineage: Eukaryota; Metazoa; Arthropoda; Insecta; Diptera; Drosophilidae. The coding region runs from base 14 to 973 and encodes 319 amino acids.